CCCCAUUCACAGGACAACUCUUACCUGCCCAGCCACCACCCCAGCCAACAGCUCAGCCGGCUGCUCCUUCCUGGGCUCCACGCCCAGAGCUGCUUCCCGAAGGUGCAGCCUGCAAGGCAUCGCAGGGGCCCCGCGCUACUGCCCUGCUCCCUCAACGUCCCAGGUCCCCUCCCCCAGUGCUGAUCAUUAACCAGGAGGCCGUAUAAGGAGCUAGCGGCCCUGGUGAGAGGGAGGGACACAACGCUGCCACCAUGGACAGUAGCACCUGGAGCCCCACGACCACUGCGGUCACCUGGCCUGUUGAGUCCCACGAGCUCAUUCGCAAUGCAGCCGACAUCUCUGUCAUCGUUAUCUACUUCGUGGUGGUGAUGGCCGUCGGACUGUGGGCUAUGUUUUCCACCAAUCGUGGAACUGUUGGAGGCUUCUUCCUGGCAGGCCGAAGUAUGGUGUGGUGGCCGAUUGGAGCCUCCCUCUUCGCUAGUAACAUUGGAAGUGGCCACUUUGUGGGGCUGGCCGGGACCGGAGCAGCUUCAGGCAUCGCCACUGGAGGCUUUGAAUGGAAUGCCCUGGUUUUGGUGGUUGUGCUGGGCUGGCUGUUUGUCCCCAUCUAUAUUAAGGCUGGGGUGGUGACGAUGCCAGAGUACCUGCGGAAGCGGUUUGGAGGCCAGCGGAUCCAGAUCUACCUUUCCAUUCUGUCCCUGCUGCUCUAUAUUUUCACCAAGAUCUCGGCAGACAUCUUCGGGGCCAUAUUCAUCAAUCUGGCCUUAGGCCUGAAUCUGUAUUUGGCUAUCUUUCUCUUAUUGGCAAUUACUGCCCUUUAUACAAUUACAGGGGGCCUGGCGGCAGUGAUUUACACGGACACCUUGCAGACGGUGAUCAUGCUGGUGGGGUCUUUAAUCCUGACUGGGUUUGCUUUUCACGAAGUGGGAGGCUAUGACGCCUUCAUGGAAAAGUACAUGAAAGCCAUUCCAACCGUGGUUUCUGAUGGCAACACCACCUUUCAGGAAAAGUGCUACACUCCGAGGGCCGACUCAUUCCACCUCUUCCGAGAUCCCCUCACGGGAGACCUCCCGUGGCCUGGGCUCAUCUUUGGGAUGUCCAUCCUUGCCCUGUGGUACUGGUGCACAGAUCAGGUCAUUGUGCAGCGCUGCCUCUCAGCCAAGAAUAUGUCUCACGUGAAGGCUGGCUGCACCCUGUGUGGGUACCUAAAGGUUCUGCCCAUGUUCAUUAUGGUGAUGCCAGGAAUGAUCAGCCGCAUUCUGUACACAGACAAAAUUGCCUGUGUCGUCCCCUCAGAAUGUGAGAAAUAUUGCGGUACCAAGGUUGGCUGUACCAACAUCGCCUAUCCAACCUUAGUGAUGGAGCUCAUGCCCAAUGGACUGCGAGGCCUGAUGCUGUCAGUCAUGCUGGCCUCCCUCAUGAGCUCCCUGACAUCCAUCUUCAACAGCGCCAGCACCCUCUUCACCAUGGACAUCUACACCAAGGUCCGCAAGAGAGCAUCUGAGAAAGAGCUCAUGAUUGCCGGAAGGUUGUUUAUCCUGGUGCUGAUCGGCAUCAGCAUCGCCUGGGUGCCCAUUGUGCAGUCAGCACAAAGUGGGCAACUCUUCGAUUACAUGCAGUCCAUCACCAGUUACCUGGGACCACCCAUUGCAGCUGUCUUCCUGCUUGCUAUUUUCUGGAAGAGAGUCAAUGAGCCAGGAGCCUUCUGGGGACUGAUCCUAGGAUUUCUGGUUGGGAUUUCACGUAUGAUUACUGAGUUUGCUUAUGGAACCGGGAGCUGCGUAGAGCCCAGCAACUGUCCCACGAUUAUCUGUGGGGUGCACUACUUGUACUUUGCCAUUAUCCUCUUUGCCAUUUCUGUCAUCACCAUCGUGGUCAUCUCCCUCCUCACCAAACCCAUUCCGGACGUGCAUCUCUACCGUCUGUGUUGGAGCCUGCGCAACAGCAAAGAGGAGCGUAUUGACCUGGAUGCAGAAGAGAACAUCCAAGAAGUCCCUAAGGAGACCAUUGAAAUAGACACAGAAGUUCCUGAGAAGAAAAAAGGAUUCUUCAGGAGAGCCUAUGACCUAUUUUGUGGGCUGGAGCAGCAGAGUGCACCCAAGAUGACUGAGGAAGAGGAGAAAGCCAUGAAGAUGAAGAUGACGGACACCUCUGAGAAGCCUUUGUGGAGGACAGUGACGAAUGUCAAUGGCAUCAUCCUGCUGACCGUGGCUGUCUUUUGUCAUGCAUAUUUUGCUUGAGUCCUACCUUUUGCUGUAGAUUCACCAUGGCUGGACUCUUCCUCACCUCCCUUUAGUCUCGUCCUGUGGUGUUGAAGGGAAACCAGCCAGUUGUAAAUUUUGCCCAGGUGGAUAAAUGUGUACAUGUGUAAUUAUAGGCUAGCUAGAAGAAAA
Messenger RNA from Rhinopithecus roxellana (golden snub-nosed monkey), 2393 nucleotides. It is a transcript of the gene SLC5A1, whose product is annotated as solute carrier family 5 member 1. NCBI's taxonomy places the organism in Eukaryota, Metazoa, Chordata, Mammalia, Primates, Cercopithecidae. The record is from RefSeq and is a predicted model, not a curated record. Gene Ontology annotation, cellular component: plasma membrane. Gene Ontology annotation, molecular function: D-glucose:sodium symporter activity. Gene Ontology annotation, biological process: transmembrane transport; sodium ion transport.